AUGCACACCUUCCUUAAAAAACAUUUGGCAGAAUAUUCAACGUGUUGUCUUGAGGAUUGCCCAAAUGAGCUAUGCUAUGUCGAAGUGCCACUUCGUGUUGCACCUGAUCCUUCAAAGAUGUCUUAUGAAAGUAGUGGAAUUUCACCAAAGUUUUCACGUGUGAGAAUAGCUCGUUCUGUUCCCGUCAUCACCGAGACAGACAGUCAGACAGAGAGUAGGGCAGCAAAUGCUUCCAAUAAGCAGCUUAGCAUUCAGUGGUACCUUCCUUCCCUGGCAAAGCCAUCCGAUGAUACAGAAACUAAGAUUUUGCUGCUUUAUGCUUAUAAUACAAAGCCUGUCAAGAUUAGCAACAUGAAGAUUUUUAGUUCAGUGUCUGUAUUUUCAGGCUACUUGUGGAUCCCACUGGUUAGGGUUAUUUCUUUACAGGAAGAAUUAUCUAAUCUGAAGCAGCAAGUUGAAAUUCUGAUGCAAAGCUCUAGAAGUUUGUCCUCAGCCUCAGAAAUUGCAAGCUUUCCUGAACAAAGUGAAACCCUGAAAAUAAUUCCUUCCACAAAAGCCAAAAUGAAUAUUGCAAAGGUUCCUCUUGAUGAAAAAACAGAAGAAAUGGCUAAAAGGUGUUUGUCUGAAGUACAAGCACUGCUCUCUCUUGUUCCAGCUCUGUCAUCACCAUUAACUGAGAUCCCAUUUGAUAUUACUUUGCAAUCAAUAGCUGCUUUGGAAAGCAUGUUUGAUCCUGCCAAUGGAUGUGUAAUAACUGAAGAAAGUCUUUUCAAUUGGAUCACAUCUCUGCUCCAGUAA
Molecule: messenger RNA, 798 nt
Organism: Tinamus guttatus (white-throated tinamou)
Lineage: Eukaryota; Metazoa; Chordata; Aves; Tinamiformes; Tinamidae
Source: RefSeq, a predicted model, not a curated record